UGUGGCCUGCAGCUCUCCGCAAAGCAGUCUCUCGAUCAACACAUGAGGACACACACUGGCGAAAAGCCUUGGAAGUGCAAAUUUCCAGGAUGUACACAUGCUUUCAAACAACAAAGCGCACUUACCAUGCACGAGCGAACUCAUACUGGUUACAAACCUUUGGUGUGUGAUAUAUGUGGCAAGUCGUUUGGAGAAUCAUCCAAUCUUUCAAAGCAUCGCCGGACCCACAACAACCGGGGCUCACACGUCUGUAUCAUUUGCAACAAAGAUUUCCAUCGGUUAGACCAGCUUAGGCGCCAUAUGCACAGUAACCAUAAGUGCAAGCCAGAAGAGGCUGAAAUAAUAGCCAAGGGAAAUCAGUUACGCCUAGAACAAAACGCAUCGAUGAAGCAGCCCGUAUAG
Messenger RNA from Trichoderma atroviride IMI 206040, 402 nucleotides. Lineage: Eukaryota; Fungi; Ascomycota; Sordariomycetes; Hypocreales; Hypocreaceae. The record is from RefSeq and is a predicted model, not a curated record.